AUGCCGCGUGGGACGCUGGAGCAGAAAGAACUGUACCGCCUUCUGGAAAAGAUUUUACGGCAGAUUGACUCCAAAGAAAGUGCCCAUGCUUUGUUAGACUACUGGCAGGUCACGCCUGAAGUGAAGAAGGUACAGUGUUGUGUAGUUGAGAAAUCGGGUUUCGAAGAGGACACAGCGGUUGGGGUCAUUUCACCUCGACUCACGGAGACCCACCUCAAGUCGCCAGCUGCUCAGGCUGGCCUGAUAUCACCGCCCACAGGUAGACGCCUUCAGUGUGUGCAUUGCUUUUCCUCGUCCUGUCCUCCAGCCAAGCCCGGUUCAGUUCCCGGACACCUGCUCUACCGAACCCAGAGACUUCUGGCUUCAUCUGUCCUGGCAGCUGAAAUGUGCGCACACACUUCGCCAACUCUGCUUGACGAUGGAGAGCAAGAAUCAAGUCACUGA
This is a messenger RNA of Protopolystoma xenopodis, 444 nucleotides long. NCBI's taxonomy places the organism in Eukaryota, Metazoa, Platyhelminthes, Monogenea, Polystomatidea, Polystomatidae. The record is from the annotation of a GenBank genome assembly.